Messenger RNA from Pantherophis guttatus, 2152 nucleotides. RefSeq names its product mitotic spindle organizing protein 1 (gene MZT1). The record is from RefSeq and is a predicted model, not a curated record. Lineage: Eukaryota; Metazoa; Chordata; Lepidosauria; Squamata; Colubridae. Gene Ontology annotation, biological process: microtubule nucleation by interphase microtubule organizing center; gamma-tubulin complex localization; mitotic spindle assembly. Gene Ontology annotation, cellular component: centrosome; interphase microtubule organizing center; spindle.
GGUCGCGGACGCUGCCGCCAUGGCGACCUCCUCCGGCAACUUGAACGCCGUGAGGGAAACGAUGGACGUGCUGAUGGAGAUCUCCCGCCUGCUCAACACCGGCCUGGACGCCGAGACGCUCUCCAUCUGCGUACGGCUGUGCGAGCAGGGCAUCAACCCCGAGGCCUUGUCCGCCGUCAUCCGGGAGCUACGAAAGGCCUCCGAGGCUCUGAAGGCUGCUGACAAUAUGACAAAUUAAAUCUAGGAGAAGAUUUUUUUUCUUUUCACUGAGAUGAAGCUUCUGAGAAAUAGAAGAUUUCACCUUCAUUCACCUUCAUUUUUUGUUGAAGAUGUUGGUUAUUGGUUGUGUAAAUUUCUUAUGGAUGUAGAAAAUACAGUGCUUUUUAAACACCUAUUAACCAAUAAUCUUUCAAAAUGCAUUUUUUAUCUUUAUUGUAUAUGAUCUAAAAAUCUUAAAAUUAUGUAUUAACUCAGAAAUUUCUUUUAUUGUCCCAGUUGAAACAUGUGCCUCAUAUUUGAUAAAAUGUUGACUGUAUCAUUCAGAUGUAGCCAAUGGACAUUAGACGACAGAUAUCUGCAUGAAGGAGUUCACUGUGGUAGAUUAAUUUUUAAAGGUUUAUUUCCUGUAUAUUUCCAAUUUGCUGGCUGUUUCACUGAAGAUAUAACAAUUGCUAUACUGUGAAAAAAAAAAGGUGAAAAAAAUAAGUUUCAGUUUCAAAUUUAUCCAGUUGCACCAUCAACAUAUUUGACUCCCUCUUCUUUGUGGCAGCCCCUCAAAUACUGGAACACUGCGAUUCCAAACAAUAUAUAUUUUGAACCAAACAAUCUUGUUCUGAAUGAAACAAUGUCUUUUGAACCAAACAAUCUGGCAAACUUUCAUGACCAACUUGCUUGUUGCUGAAGACUUGUAAUGCUGAUUCUUACGUGAGCCGUCCAAAUGGCUCUUCAGCACUAUGAAAACAGUGUCAGCUUAUCAAAACGCUGCAAAAGCUUUCCCUGCCUUGUUCUCUCAGUUUCACAGAGACAUGUACAUCUAACGAAAAUGGAAAAUUGCACAUAAAUCACUGGUAGGGAAAAAAAAAUGCUAUGAAAUAUUAAAUUGUUAUCAAAGCUAGUUUGGUCUAGUGGUUAAAGGCACCAGGCUAGAAAGUGAGAGACCAUGAGUUUUUGGUUUUUUUAAAAUUUGAUUUAUAUGCUGCCCUUCUCCGGAGACUCAGGGCGGCUUACAAUGCGCUAAGCCAGUGGUUCUCAACCUGUGGGUCGGGACCCCUUUGGGGGUCGAACGACCCUUUCACAGAGGUCGCCUAAGACCAUCAGAAAACACAUAUUUUCAAUGGUUUUAGGAAUAAUUUUAUGUUUGAGGGUCACCACAACAUGAACUGUAUUAAAGGGUCGCGGCAUUAGGAAGGUUGAGACCCACUGCGCUAAGCAAUAAGCAAUAGCCUUCAUCCUUUUGUAUAUUUAUACAAAGUCAGCUUAUUGCCCCCAAAACUGAGUCCUCAAUUUACCUACCUUAGAAAGGAUGGAAGGCUGAGUCAACCUUGAGCCUUGGCGAGAUUCAAACCUGCAGUAAUUGCAGGCAGCUGGUCUUAAUAACAGGGUGCUUUAGACCACUGUACUACCAAGUUCAAGUUCCGCAUUAGCCAUGAAUUCCAGCUGGUGACUUCAGGCCAAUCACUCUUCAACCCAUCUCACAGGGUUGUUGUGUAGAAAAUAGUGGAGGGAGGUGUGUUGGAUACCUUCACUGCCUUGACUUAUUUGUAAAAUAAUAAAGGGAGGAUAAAUAAAAAAUUAAGGUAAAUCUUUUAAUGUGUUUAUGAAAAAAAAAUGUUUCCUUUAAAAACAGCAUUAUAUUUUGGCUCUUUUUCCCCCCUUUUGAUACUUUUUAAUUUUUUUCUCAUAUUCUUAUUUAAAAAAGCUAACUAAAAAUGGUUGAUGUCGGCAUUAAAUUAAUCUCAUUGGACUGUGUGCUACUAACUCGAGCAAAACCUCUGUGUUUUAUCUUUCGUUGAAUAUUGCCUGAAAGAAAACAACCUUGUUUUCUCCAGUGUGAUGUAUUUUCAUGACAGAAUUUUUGGAACCUUUAAGUGUUAAACAUUUCAAGAACGGGGGUUUGCUUUAUGGUAAAUAAAACCAGUCAUUGUACAGACAA